Messenger RNA from Aspergillus tubingensis, 2181 nucleotides. RefSeq lists its product as uncharacterized. The transcript has a single exon. Bases 1 to 2181 code for a protein of 726 amino acids. The record is from RefSeq and is a predicted model, not a curated record. Lineage: Eukaryota; Fungi; Ascomycota; Eurotiomycetes; Eurotiales; Aspergillaceae.
AUGCCGGCUCUCGAGGUCCCCGAGUCCGGGUUGUCUCUCUGCCGAGACAACCACGGCAAUGAUGCUACCACCAAGCCCGUUCAGAUUAUGCGGCUGAAUCUAGCUCAGGAUACUCUUGAUGAGCUGAUCCAGAGCCUCCGGAACGAUCAGACUGCUCGAGUUCGUCUGGGGAAACAUGCGACUCUUUACUACGGCUCCAAAUCUCAACAAUUCCAUCCCCUCCCCGAGACGUGUCGAUCAGAGCUAUAUAGCGGCAGCUCUACGGACAAGGAAAACCUAUAUUUCAGCGGGGUUUUGAGCCAUAGCUUGGAGGUCCAGAAGGCGAAGGAGGAUACCGCGAGUGCCGAUAAGGCAUUGGCCGAUUUGGAGCAAAGCCUGAAUGCCUUUGAAAGAGGAAAAGAGUCGAAGAAGACCGCUAUAAUCACAAACAUUGAUGAAGUGAGAGCUUUGCGGGCAGGCGACAGACAUGGCACUGGAAAACAGACUGCUCGUCUGGGUCGUGCUCCGGCAAGCAAGGUGGAGCUGGAAAAGGAUCGACUGCUUAAUGCCAAUCGCUCCGUUUCCUCGAGCCCGGCUCUGGGAGUUGCUCGAUCACCUGCAUCUAUACCUCCGCUUACACCUACCUCCGCUCCGCUUUCUCAAAACAAAGAUCGCAUUCGUCUUGAAGCUCUCAAAGUCCCCUUCAUUCACCUUCUCGCCGUCCGGGCAGUUUCCGCCAAGUUCCUCGCGCGACAAACCCGCGCGUCCCUCGAAGACUGCGAGACUCUGGCUCGGAAAUACGGCAUCGAAAACCGAAUCAAUCCGGAGAAGUUCGAUCUCAAAGAUAAGACCUAUCGGGAGCUUGAUGUGUGGAAAUUUCCCUAUCCCUCCCAGGAAGAUCGGCAGGAGGCAAUUGAGAAUGCCAUCUCUGCAUUCGAUCGCCUGCGAAUUUCCCGGUCCGACAAGCUCUGGCAGAUGCUUCUUCCCAAGGAAGAACGCGGAAAGGGCAAGUGCUUAUCGCGCCUGGACUUGCGGACGGGCCCCAUCAAGAAAGCUGCGACACCUCGGAUACAAGUACAAACAUCUGAUGACAAUAGCAAGGACGGUUACACUACGGGUCAGGAGACCGACAAGGCUAGUGGGAAUGGUCUAACACCAAGGACGGGUGAGCCGACGUCAGCUCCCAGAUCUGGGACGGUCGCGCAGAAGAAACGGCCCGGCGACAAGGAUACCGGUGCGAAACGGACUGCCGCAAAGAGCAAGGUUGCGGGUAACAGUACCUUGACGGGACGCGUCACCAAGAAGGCGGAGCGGAAGACGACCGCGAAACAACCGGAGGGCAAGUUCAAGUCGGCGGAAUUCGUUCAUGACUCGGAUGAGGACGACACCGACCUGCCAGAUGCAUCGUCAACUGAGAAGCCACAGCCUGCAAAGGCAAAGGCUGAACCUAAGCCGCAGACUAAACUGCAGAAGCCCAGCCCACCCAGGGAACCCUCUCAUGCGCCUACCCCGAAGGUGGAGCAACCAGAAGCUACACCUAAAUCGGAGCCGAUCGACCAAGCGUCACAUCGGCCUAUGGCAGCAAAGAGGCCUCCUUCCUCGCGACCUCCUGCGCAAAAGUCCCCUCAGAAGUCCCCUCAAAAACCGUCGCCCCUCGGGUCCUCGCCCCCCACCAACGCCUCUGAUAUUCAAAAUCGCAGUCGUUCUUCAAGCCAAAACAAUUCUUCAAGUUCCUCGUCAUCAUCGCCCCUCAUAACCCAGGUCAACAAGCCCAGGCCUGUUGCGAGCGCGCCCACUGUGAGAAAAGUGGUCAAGACCAACGGUGUAUCCAGACCAGCUACCGUGACCAAUCCCCUGAAGCGCAAGGCGGAACUUGAGCGGCCUGCAGCGCUAGCUCAAGUUCCCGGACGUAUUGCGGGGGAUCUGGAACACAAACGGCGGCGAGCCGUGAGCACGUCCAGUGGCAGUACUGGAAGCGCCUCGCCGCCCCUCCGCCGCGAAAUUACCAUCCAGGAGUUGCACGACAAGUCCAAGAAGUUCAAGCGGUUCUACGCCAAGUACCACGCCUUACAUGACGCACUGGCCUCUCAGCAAAAUCCGUCGCGAGCCGACUUGGAGAAGCUCCAGAGGCAGCACACUAGUCUGCGGCGGAUGAAGGAGGAGAUAUGGGCCGAACAUCAGCAGCUCCGAGGUGGGCUCUAA